AUGGAGUGCUCCAAUUGCAAGCGCAAUUUUGCCUGGCAUCUUCACGGCCGGGACGGCUGCCAUUACCACAGUGGCUUCCUCCAGCCCAUGGCCUCGACAUCCGACGACAUGAUGGACACGGAACCCACCAUGGAAGACUUUCUUCAGAGCCGCCGAUGGUCCUGCUGCCAACAAGCGGGCAACAACCCGGGAUGCAACUGGGGCCGCCACCAGCUCCGCCAACCACGGUCCCUGGAAGCCCCGGCGGGCGUGCGCACCGGCGGCAACGCGUUCCACAGCGCGAGGGGGAUGAAGAGGCGGAGCUCCGACGACAGCGACUCGGACAGCAGCAGCGGCAGCGGCGGCGAGUCAUCGACCGGCUCGCGAAACAUGGCCACGGGGUUUGGCGUCAAGAUGCGAAGGCUUGACCGGUGGGACAGCAUAGGCGCCGCGACAUUACGCGACGGCCGGCAAGAGGGGACUUUGUCGUUUUUCGCAGGGGCGCAUUCGGGAUAA
Messenger RNA from Verticillium alfalfae VaMs.102, 495 nucleotides. RefSeq lists its product with no specific name. The coding region runs from base 1 to 495 and encodes 164 amino acids. NCBI's taxonomy places the organism in Eukaryota, Fungi, Ascomycota, Sordariomycetes, Glomerellales, Plectosphaerellaceae. The transcript has 2 exons. The record is from RefSeq and is a predicted model, not a curated record.